Nannospalax galili (Upper Galilee mountains blind mole rat) is the source of this 1755-nucleotide messenger RNA. RefSeq names its product serpin family I member 1 (gene Serpini1). Bases 286 to 1518 code for a protein of 410 amino acids. Gene Ontology annotation, biological process: negative regulation of endopeptidase activity. Gene Ontology annotation, molecular function: serine-type endopeptidase inhibitor activity. The record is from RefSeq and is a predicted model, not a curated record. NCBI's taxonomy places the organism in Eukaryota, Metazoa, Chordata, Mammalia, Rodentia, Spalacidae. The transcript has 9 exons.
GGAGGGAAGGAUCUUACUCCGGCGCCUCUUCCCGCCUCCUACAGCCGGGCGGCGGCGGUGGGCACAGCUAGGGGAGGAGCCACAGCCUGCACCUCGGCCAACUGGAGGCGGGGAGGCGGAGCUUGAGUCUCCGGAGAAGCCCGAGGUGCUGCCUGGACUGUAGUUUACCGAGAGAGGCAGGAGCGGGGACCAGAGCGGGCGCGGCGGGCCAGCAUCCUUUCCAGCAUCCUCUCCGGCAUCCUGCCCGGGUUAGCAGGUGUGCGGGAGACUUGAAGCCAUUCCAGUAUGGCUUACCUUGGACUGUUCUCUUUGCUGGCCUUGCAAAGUGUGGCCAUAGGGGCCACUUUCCCCGAUGAAACCAUAACUGAGUGGUCAGUAAAUAUGUAUAAUCAUCUUCGAGCCACUGGGGAAGAUGAAAACAUUCUCUUCUCUCCACUGAGCAUCGCCCUCGCAAUGGGAAUGUUGGAACUUGGGGCUCAAGGGUCUACUCUGAAAGAAAUCCGCCAUUCCAUGGGCUAUGAUGGCCUGAAAAAUGGUGAAGAACUGUCUUUCCUGCAAGAGUUUUCUAACAUGGCCACUGCUGAAGAAAGCCAAUAUGUAAUGAAAAUUGCCAAUUCCCUCUUUGUGCAAAAUGGAUUUCAUGUCAAUGAUGAAUUCCUGAAAAUGAUGAAAAAGUACUUUAAUGCAGAAAUCAAUCAUGUGGACUUCAGUCAAAGUGUAGCUGUGGCCAACUACAUCAAUAAGUGGGUGGAGAAUCACACAAAUAAUCUAUUGAAAGAUUUGGUAUCCCCAAGGGAUUUUGAUGUUACCACUCAUCUGGCCCUCAUCAAUGCUGUGUAUUUCAAGGGGAACUGGAAAUCACAGUUUAGGCCUGAAAAUACCAGAACCUUUUCCUUCACUAAAGAUGAUGAAAGUGAAGUGCAGAUUCCAAUGAUGUAUCAACAGGGAGAAUUUUAUUAUGGGGAAUUUAGUGAUGGUUCCAAUGAGGCUGGUGGAAUUUACCAAGUCCUGGAAAUACCCUAUGAAGGAGAUGAGAUCAGCAUGGUGCUGGUCCUGUCCAGGCAGGAAGUUCCACUGACCACGCUGGAGCCUCUGGUCAAAGCGCAGCUGAUAGAGGAAUGGGGAAACUCUGUGAAGAAGCAGAAGGUAGAGGUGUACCUGCCCAGGUUCACGGUAGAACAGGAAAUUGAUUUAAAAGACAUUCUGAAAGCCCUUGGAGUAACUGAAAUUUUCAUCAAAGAUGCAAAUUUGACCACCAUGUCAGAUAACAAAGAGUUGUUCCUCUCCAAAGCCAUUCACAAGUCCUUCAUCGAGGUUAAUGAAGAGGGCUCAGAAGCUGCUGUGGCCUCAGGAAUGGUUGCGAUUAGUAGGAUGGCGGUGCUGUACCCUCAGGUGAUUGUCGACCACCCAUUUUUCUUUCUUAUCAAGAAAAGAAGAACUGGUACAAUCUUAUUCAUGGGACGAGUCAUGCACCCCGAAACAAUGAAUGCAAGUGGACAUGAUUUUGAAGAACUUUAAAUGGCUUGAUGGGAGUAACAAGAACACUAGGAAAGCACAUUCCGUCUGUAAUUAGCAUAUAUUUAGAAUUUGUGUUUUACAGUCUUUCUUGGGGUAGUAUUUAAAAUAGUUCCAGGUAGAAAUAUGACAUUGGAAUUAUAAAUCAGCCUGCCCAGAAAUGUUGUCAGUAUUAAGAUAAUUGUCCUGUUAUGUCACUGUGUUUAUUGUGCUGCUGGUUAAAAUAAAAGUAUACACUGA